This is a messenger RNA of Triticum turgidum subsp. durum (durum wheat), 1248 nucleotides long. Lineage: Eukaryota; Viridiplantae; Streptophyta; Magnoliopsida; Poales; Poaceae. The record is from the annotation of a GenBank genome assembly.
AUGCAGCGGGCGCUGGAUACAAUCGACGUAGGCAACCUGCGGUGGGAUCCACCCGAGGCGCGAGAGGAUCCGGGGCCGGUCGAUCUAGCCGCCAGGAGAUCUGCCAGCAAGCUUCUAAUCACGCAUAGACAGAGAUUGAUGAGGAUGCAGUGCGCGGAGCAGCCGUUUCUACAGAACAUUAAUGCAUUAAUGGAGUGGGGUUGCGCCUCAAAACGGAUGGUGGAGGUCAGGGUGUUUCUGGUGUUAUUUUUGUUCCUGAAUUCUAAAAGUGAGGAUCCCAAUGGCUGCUCAAAGAAAAACAAUACGUAUAGGACACAGGAGCACGGGCUCCUCAAUGCGUACGGUAGCGCCGCCGCGCGCCCGUUCCUCUCUGGCGCCGCCGCCGCCGCUGCCACCGCCCUGCUCUCGUUCCCCUCCCUAUCCAUCUCAAUCUUCUCCGGUGCCACCACGAUCUUCAACCUCCUGCCGCCAUUUGAGAGUGACUUGGCUGCCAUUAGAAGGAGCCCUCUACCGGAAUCUCCAUUAAAUCGCAUCAUAUCGCAACUUUUGAAGAGUCGUCCAGGAUCGUCUCAGCCGAGUUCGCCGGAAGAAAAUCCGCCGCCCAAGCGUACUACACCUGAGCCUGAAGAACAUCCCCUGCCGAACAUGCUACCCCAGAGGGAGGAGUGGGAAUGCGGUGUUCAUGAAAUUGAGUAUCUCAGAAGAGGUUUGGCACUUAUUUUCCUCAACCUGUUAUUCUUCAAAUGUGCUUCCCAUGGAUUUGAUCAACUUGGUGAGAUAAUGUUAUGUGUCAGUAUCAACCCAACAACCUUCGUGUACGGGUCCAUUGGCCUGCGUACCACACAUCCCUUCAUUAAUUCCAUCAGUAUCAUUCUUAACAAGAUGAUAUAUAAGAGGAAGCUAUUCGACAAUCCUGCUCAAGUUGGAAAGGCGGCCAAGCAGCUCGUGGCAUCUAUGUCACGCCUGCUCUGCCACUGCCUUGACCCGCCGCCGACGUCGCCGGUUGAGCCGCAAGGUUGCAAGAUCAUCGUGGGGCCCAUUGCAUGGGCUCCGAGUAUGCUUGAUUGCCAUGUCGGAGGCGAAGGCAUUAUCACAUCAGAACUGUCAAGAGGGACAAACAAGGGACUGGCUCAUGAACUAGCCAAUGACGCUAAAGCUCAUGGAGACCUUGUGGUUGCGUAUGGUGUCCCAGACCAACUCCAUGAUCAGCUCUGGAAGGAAAACAAUGCAGCCUUGACGUCGGCCUAA